CUGUCUCACUGGAACCACAUGCAGAGGAAAGCCCCCGCGGUCCGCGUGGCGUCCACUCUUCAUCCACGUUUCGGCUUCCCGGGAAUCUGCAGCCUUCCUUUUCCUCCCUCCGGGCCCGGAUUCCUCCAACCGCGCAACUGGGGCGGCAGCGGCAGCGGCAGCGUCAGCAACACGAGCGAGCGAGCGGCAGCGGCGGCGACACGAGCGAGCGGCGUGCGUUCUCCGCCGCGGGCUGCAGCCGCCCUCCUCUCCUCCCGCCAUCGCGGGAGCGCGUUCCGGCGCUAGCGCCCGCGCAGCUCUGCCCCCCGCCUCCGCCGAUUCCGGGCGGAGAUGGAGGUGGCGCUGCAGGCGGGUGAUGCCGCGGACUGGGUCUACAAGGGAGAGGGCGCGGCGAAUCUCAUCCUCAGCUACACCGGCAACUCGCCUUCCAUGUUUGGCAAGGUACUGCGGGCUAAAAAGGUCCUAAAUGACAAGGCACAACCAGCACCAAACUGUGUAAACUUCUCAAGCUACGAGCAGCUCGUGUGGGGUGACAUCCCAGAAUUGAUCGAGUCUGUCAAGCAAGGUUCUGUGGCACAAGCCUAUGCAGUACAUGUCAUGAGCCAACAUCUGGGGCACGAUCAUGUUGAUGGCGGGGUUCGUGUCUCUGUGUCUAAGGAUUUUCUGGAGAUUGUUGGAAAGAAUGUGCUCAGCUCCCGUCCUGCUUGGCGAGUGAAUGCAAGCGCAAUUGAUACCAACGCUGAUUCUGCCCUUCUAAUUUCUGACCACUCCUUAUUUUCUGGAAAGCCUAGAGGUAGCAGCUGUAUCGCAGUGGAGAUAAAGGCCAAAUGUGGGUUUCUUCCAUCAUCAGAAUAUAUAUCAAAGGAAAAUGCUAUUAAGAAACAAGUAACACGGUACAAGAUGCAUCAACACCUCAAAUUUCAUCAGGGGCAGAUAUCGAAGACAAGUGAAUAUGACCCCCUUGAUCUAUUCUCUGGGUCAAAAGAAAGAAUACGCACGGCCAUCAAGUCAUUUUUCUCGACUCCUCAGAACAACUUCAGGAUUUUUGUGAAUGGCUCCUUAGGUUUUGGUGGCAUGGGAGGUGGUGCUGACAAGAUCCUUGCUAAUGAAACAGAGAAGUGUCUUGAAGAUCUGAGGAAGGUUAGUGGGCUACAACUAUCUGACUUUAUUGAACUCCUGUCAGAGGCAAUAUCUAAAUCUGGAGCAUUGGAUAAACUUCUGGCCACUCAAAAACUGGAUGAUCAUGACAUCGAAGCGGCAAUUCAUCUGUAUUACAACAUCAUCUCUCAGCCUUGUUUGGUCUGCAAAAAUAUAACUGAUGCUGAGCUAUUGCACAAGUACUCUGUGUUGCAUUCUCUUCCUUUGGACAAGAGCUGUAAGAUUGUGAGGGACUUUCUCAUUUCUGCUACUGCAAAGGACUGUAGCCUCAUGAUGUGCUUUCGGCCAAGAGAGUGUGAAAGAACGGAUUCCGAGUAUGAUUCAGUUUUUCUCCAGUCAGUAAACCGAGCCUAUGAUUACAAGGCAUACUUUGUUGAUCUGGAUGUGAAGCCUCUGGAUAAGAUGACACAUUACUUUAAACUGGACCAGAAGAUCGUCAAUUUCUACACUAAGAGCGGGGAGGUUGGGCGAGUUCCUUGUGAUUCUCAAAAGGGGGUUGGCACCAGUGAUGACACAACGGUUCAGCCACAACAUCGAGGAGCUCCUUCAACUUGAAGCCUCUGGACGGGAAAGGGCACAUGCAUUGGUCCUGUUGUUUCGUCUUGCGCCUGUUGUUGUAACCUUGUAAGUACAGUUCCAUUGUCGAGGAGCUCUUCCCUUCCACCGGGAAAAAAAGAUGCCGCAGAGCGGUCACUGCUGUUUGUUGUCGCUGUUACUGUAGCUUAUGAGUGGUACAUCAUGUAUACCUAGCGGGUGGCUCGUCGCGGCAGAAAACACACCAGGAAUUCGAUACACAGACACCAAGAUGCUUGAACAGACUUUUUUACAGUGGCAACCACAUGUUGCAGUAUCUGCAGCAGAUAUGGGAGCGCA
Aegilops tauschii subsp. strangulata is the source of this 2031-nucleotide messenger RNA. RefSeq names its product inositol-pentakisphosphate 2-kinase IPK1. Gene Ontology annotation, molecular function: ATP binding; inositol-1,3,4,5,6-pentakisphosphate 2-kinase activity. Gene Ontology annotation, cellular component: nucleus. Gene Ontology annotation, biological process: inositol phosphate biosynthetic process. The record is from RefSeq and is a predicted model, not a curated record. NCBI's taxonomy places the organism in Eukaryota, Viridiplantae, Streptophyta, Magnoliopsida, Poales, Poaceae.